CCAUUCAAACACUAGCCUAGAGUGAGAAGUGAUUCUAGAUGUUCAAUUCAAUCUACAGAGAACAAAAAGAACCUGAACAUUGACUUCUUUUGCAAAUGGCCAAAAGGGCCACAAAAGAAACCACUAGCAGAAGCUAGAAACAUAAAAAUAUAUCACUGAUAGCCACCUUAUCUUUGUCUGUUGCUUGUUUUCUUCCUUUUCCAAAACUAUUUUUUGUUUCUCUAUUUUCUGCUUUCCUCCUAGUUUCUUGUGCAGCUCUCUGCCUUGGAUUCUUGAAAAGGGCUAAUUUUAUUGAAGUUUUAGCAUGCUUAUGGUUAUGUCCUUCAUGGGUUUUCUUGCUCUUUGCAUUUGAUAAGUGGGCUUUGGAAUGAUGCCUUUUUUGGGGCUCGAGAAAGGAAAACUCGAAACCCCAAUAAUUACUUGAGUAUCAGGAAACACUGUACCAUUCCUGUUCGGUAAGUUUUGUGUACUUCAAACUUCAGUUUUUCAGGCUUUGUUUUCUAUCAGUUACGAUAUUUGUACUUCAGGGGGCAUCGUUGUUUCUAUCAAAUUGUGAAUCAAGAACUAUUUUAGCCGUUUUAUCGAUUUCCAGUGUUGUUAACAUGGAGUCCAUCAAAGUGCAGUCUGAUUUCUUAGCUCCAGAUUCUGGGGAUUUAGUUGAAAAUAGUGAAAAGGGGAAAUGUACAGAAGGGAAGUCAGAGGGUUUCAUUGGGGUUCUUGAUGUUUAUAUACAUCAAGCAAUGGAUAUUCAUAACAUAUGCAUAUAUCAAAAUCAAGAUGUGUAUGCCAGACUUUCCUUGACUGGUGAUCCAGAACAAGUAGUUUCAACUCAAAUUAUUAAUGGUGGGGGAAGGAAUCCAGUUUUUGAUGAAAAUGUUCGGUUAAAUGUCCGAACUAUCGAUUCAUCGGUUAGAUGUGAGGUUUGGAUGCUUAGUAGGGUGCGGAAUUAUUUAGAAGACCAGUUGUUGGGAUUCACAGCGGUGCCUCUUUGUGAAGUUCUCAUUGAGAAUGGUAAACCGGAACAAGAAUUUUCACUCUCUUCAAGUGAUUUAUACCAUUCUCCUGCUGGUUUUGUACAACUUACUCUCACCUACACUGGCGCAUCACCUGAUGUUCUUGAAAUCCCUGCAUCACACUCUUGUACCGUUGUAGAUGUUGCUAAUAAAGAUUCCGAGGUUGAUGAUUCAGUACCCUGUGAACUAGAUAAAAUUGAGUUUCCUGAUCCAGAGAUUGUGAAUGAAAAUGAGAGGAUGGCUUCAGAGUAUUUUGCAAUUCCAUGUCCGGAUUUGGAGUGCAAAAGCGCAGAGCAGUGUGCCUCUGCUUCAAGUGAUGGUCAGCUUACAAUUAGAAAUAAUGGUUGUGUUCAAGAAGCUGUGGCUCUUGAUGGUCAAGGUGCCAAUGAUGUUCCGGUGGGUGAAACUCCUCCAACUAUAUUGAAAAUUGCAGAGCCUCGUUCAGUUUUGGUUCCAAUCAACCCUUCAUCUGUUUCUCAUGAAUUAAGCAUUCCUGAACCUCAGAACCAGGAUGAGGUUUCCAAGUUGAAGGACAAAGGUCCAUCUCCAGUUAAUAACGUUGCAACUGAAGUGCCAGAUAGCACAAUAACCCAGUCUGUUGUGAAUGUGACUAUAGAACCUGAACAAAAGGUGGUUCAACAAGAGAUAGUUGAGAUAUACAUGAAAAGCAUGCAGCAGUUUACAGAGGCUCUUGCAAAGAUGAAGCUUCCCAUGGACAUUGGUGAUAGUUCAGGCGCUGAUAAUGUGGAUAGUAGUACUUCGGGGACCUCUGGCUCUAGUGAGAAGGCAAAUGCAUCAAAAAGUAGUGAACCAAGUCCAAAAGUAUUUUAUGGUAGCAGAGCCUUCUUUUGAUACAUGGUUUGAUGGCUAUUUCACCUGAAGAGAUGUCCUAUACCUAAGCUCCUCACCCUGAUUUUAGCUACCUCUGAUGCUUUUUUUCACUCUUCCUUCCUGGUUAUGGUAACAGGCUAGAUUAAAAAGAUAUUUGUAUCUUUUAGUUUGCCUUGUAUGAAAACUGCAGCUAGUCCUUGAAAAAGUAACAGUCCUCUUCAGCUCUCUUUGUUCUAACUUAAUGUAAGACAAUCACCUUCCCUGUGAAAUGACAAUGAUUUGAUGCUGCUUUAAUAACCUGUACUGGAAUGAAUGUUGUUCUG
Coffea eugenioides is the source of this 2167-nucleotide messenger RNA. RefSeq lists its product as uncharacterized. The transcript has 2 exons. Bases 603 to 1865 code for a protein of 420 amino acids. NCBI's taxonomy places the organism in Eukaryota, Viridiplantae, Streptophyta, Magnoliopsida, Gentianales, Rubiaceae. The record is from RefSeq and is a predicted model, not a curated record.